Molecule: messenger RNA, 1542 nt
Organism: Xiphophorus couchianus (Monterrey platyfish)
Lineage: Eukaryota; Metazoa; Chordata; Actinopteri; Cyprinodontiformes; Poeciliidae
Gene: miso1
Product: c18h3orf33 homolog (H. sapiens)
Exons: 6
Coding region: 69-746 (225 amino acids)
Source: RefSeq, a predicted model, not a curated record
GCCCUCCUUUUGAACGACCCUCCCAUAAAAGGCGGGCACGUCAGACGCGUCGAGAAAAUGUCAACAACAUGCCGGAGACUUCCAGAGAAACAGAAACCGUGGAGAGAGGGAGGGACAGACAACAAAGAGACCAAGAACACCAGACAUCUCGCAACGUAGUGUCAGUGAUCUCUCAGUUAGCGGACGACAAUUUGACUCUUGUGCGGAACCUUAGCACUGGUCUGGCUGUUGCCGGUGUGAUUGUAAUCGCAAGGAGCAUCAGAGUGAUCACGAAAUUUCAAGCCGCUUCUGAGAUCCCAGUCCGUUUCAUUGAGGGGAACGUCAGCCUUCGAGGAAAAGUUCGUUCCAUCACAGAGAGAGGAAUAGAAGUGGAGCACGUCCCAAUUUAUCUGCCAAUCAUCUCUCCGUUACUGUCAAAGCACCGGGACGCGUCGACAUCUCCACUGCUGGUGCGUCUGGCUGGAGUGGAGCUGACGCCGGAGGGAAAGACGUGGCUGCAGAAGAACCUGGUUCCUCCUCAAACAGUUUGGCUGAAACUCAUCAGCCGAGAGGACAACAUGCUGCACUGUCUGGUGUCCCAGAGCCGGCAGGGGUUGAUGUGGAGCUACUGCAUGAACGAGGAGCUCCUCAGGCUCGGCCUGGCCCGCAGCGCUCCCAUCGCGGGGCUCCCGCCGGGCUCUCCCCUCUACUGGCGCCUGCACAAACGGCUGCACAGGGCAGAGAUUUCAGGUCCUGGUGCGAAAUGAAUCCAGCAUCUCUACAAAGUUCGCAACCAUCAGGCCUGAAGUGAAUAGACUACUGUGCUUGAUAAAACACAGUGAGUGUAUAAAAUGGCUCCUCAGAUCAUCUCUACAUGCUAAAAUGUCACACUUGACCUCGUGCAUCUUGGAUCCUGAUCCUCUCCACUCUUCCUCCAGACUCAAUGACUCUAAUUUCCACAUUAAAUGCAAAAUUGGCUUGAAUUGUGAAGAGGACUUUAGGCCAUUGAACAACAGGGCUGUCCUUUGUCUCGGAUUCAAGAUUGGUUUAAUAGAAGGAAUGCAACAGUCGCAGCCCAUUGUCCUGGACAAGUCAGCUUGAGUCCGUCUGUAGUUUUUGUGAAUCUCAGCCAAACUCUUGAAAGAGAUUCACUUUACAUUCCUUCAAAUGUUCUGGCUUUCCCUUUUGUUUGUGCACUUUCUCCUGUCAUUUUUAUUAACAGUCAGAUUUUGUGACUUACCCUCCUUGUAAGAGUGAAAGCGACUGUCUACUGGGAAACUGUCUGGUCAGCAGUUUUUUAAUUGAUUUAACAUUACAUUUGUGCUCCAAAAAUAAUUAUUUGUUAUUCUUCUGAAAUGUUUAAAUUUGACCUGUAAGUUUUAAAUGCAGUUAUGUAAAAGUAUUUUCAUUUUAUUAAUUAGAUUGCAAGACCAGCUCACAUUUACAUGUUAAUGGUAUGAAAUUUGAACUAACAAGGCUAAUAAAUAAAUAAAUAGAAAUACAAGUAAAUAAAUUAAAAAAGCGCUAGACAUUGGAAUUAAGCUGUAUUUAACUUUAAUACAC